Molecule: messenger RNA, 1746 nt
Organism: Ceutorhynchus assimilis (cabbage seed weevil)
Lineage: Eukaryota; Metazoa; Arthropoda; Insecta; Coleoptera; Curculionidae
Source: the annotation of a GenBank genome assembly
CACACAUUUAUGUUGAUAUUUAUAUCUAAAUGUAGGUUUUUCGUCCAUGUAACCGAUGUUGUGACCGACAAAACUUCAUUCCGUUCAACAUUGCUAAUGCGGGCAUCGCAUACGCCGAUUUUUUUUGAACUUCCAAAAUCUUGAAAUGCAUUCCAGGUGCUUGAACGUAUACUUCAACGAUUUAGAUUGACAAGAUUUGUCAAAAUUAUUUUCAUAUUAUUUUCUAAUAGGUACUUGAACAAGUCACACAUUUAUUUUAAAGAGUUCCCCAUUAUAGUAUGGCUUUUGCCUAUAAAAAUGGGAUUUGGAUUUGGGAUGACGGCAAUAAUACACUACAAUAUAUGUCAAAAGCCGACAUAAUUCAAGGAGAUUCUUCACGGUCCAGCAAAGCAUCAACUUCAACGUCAAUCUCUGGAAGGAAAAAUAUGGAUUGUGAAAUAAGGAUAAUGGAUGUUGUCGAUGGUUAUACUCAGAGCAAAUUUCGGAAGCAUUAUCAAAGAAAAGUGAAGUUUUUCGAUAAAGCGGUGGCAACUAUUCAGGAUGUUAAGGAUGUAGCAAUUUUUACAAGUAAAAUCGACGAUUUGUUUCCUGAAUUUAUUGGGUUUUUUCAUACGGUGUCCAUGGAUCGAUUUCUAAGAUCCAUGGUAGUAUACUUUCAAUAUUAUCUUCAGGUCUGGAAUAAAAUGCAAUUAAGAAGAAAAGAGGCAUCGCGCAAGCUAAGGCAGCCCAUCGUUACCGAAUUAGAAAACGAAGUCAGGGAUAAUUUGGCAGAUUUACGAAGUAUGGUGUCCCGGGAUUAUGCGGCCAUUUUGAUGGGGAUCUGCGACGCAAAGAAAUAUCAUCACAUGAACAAUAAGAACAACGAUUCGUUGUCGGAUAAGGACAGGCGCUUAUUCGAGAUGCUCAUUUAUAUGACUACCAAAGUUGUUUGGAUUGCGCUUUUUCGAAAAAAUUUCCUUUUAAUUGAAAAAGAAACAAAUCGACUUUUGAGGACCAAUCAUUACAGUCCAAUUGAGCAUGCCGGAAAACCGACUCCGAAAGACUCUCAAGAAGAGCAGCGUGUUUUAGUAGGCCAAUCAUUUCAAAGGGAAAGAAGGCUUAAACAUAGAUCUCCGGCGAUUCAAGAAAUUAUUUUCGCCGAUCACGAUUACCGACUGUUAUCUAUUGGCAUUAAUGACAUACCAGGAGCUGAUACAAGAAUCCGUUACUUAGAAAUUGCGUACGCAGCACCAGAAGAGCUAUUAGUGGAAAACAAUAUCGCAGUUGGUGUAUUGGGAGUAGAAAGAAAAUAUCUUGAUACAGUACUGAAACCCAAAGACAUUUCGACUACUAAAAAACGAACAAGUCUAAUGAAAAUUGGGGAGUUUAAUAUUCCUCCUAGGUCAACAACAAGGGAUGAGUCACUUUCGAAUACCCUCCCAAGUGGCCCAUGUAAGUUUCAAGAGAGCCGUGCAACAAAAAAAUCCAGAAUUAAGCAAUGUAAAAUAUGGAAAACGUAUCUGGAAAUGGGCGGAAUAAUCCAGAGCGAAGUAGACUACAUUGAAUCUGCUCGAACACUUAGAGCGUCUGUUGCAUUAUCUAGCCAGAUUAUAAAAUCGGAUCAUUAAUUUAUCAAUAAACAUUUGAACGAGCAAAAGUUAAAUUUACUCACCGUUUUGUUUCGAUGUAAUUCCAUGAGCUGGAACUGGAUAGUGUCCCGUCGGAAUCAAAUUGUGUCGGUUCACGGGUAGCUGUAGCCUUCCACAA